AUGGUGACAAUCCGCCCAGCAGCCCAUUCCGAUCUGCCCCAGAUUCAAUCCAUCAACACUUAUUACAUUCAAAACACUUCCCUGACCUUCAAACAAACCCCACCACCGGCGUCCACCCACGCCGCCAAACUAUCCGACCAGACAGCGCGAGGCCUGCCCUACCUCGUCGCAAUCGAGGACAACACAGGCACGGCCAAUGAAUCAAAUCAAGUCCUGGGCUAUGCAUCCCUCUCCCCAUUCCGCGGCCAUCUAGCCUCCUACGCACCAACGGUCGAACUAACCCUCUUCGUGCACCCGGAUCAUCAGUCCCGCGGCGUGGGCUCGAGCCUUCUCACUGCGUUGCUGGACCGCGUGCGCAAAGGAGAAGUGAGACAUCGGCCUGGUGAAGAGGGUGUUCCUGACUCUCCCGGGGAUGGGGUUCCCGUGAGGAAUGUGCUUGCGGUUAUGGCGGUUGAUCCUGAAGGGAUGGACGGUGGGGAGGCGCUGAGGAGCUGGUAUCUCCAGCGUGGGUUUGUAGAACGGGGAAGGUUGGUGGGGAUUGGGUUUAAGAGGGGGCACUGGUGA
Messenger RNA from Penicillium lagena, 564 nucleotides. RefSeq names its product GNAT family N-acetyltransferase. The transcript has a single exon. Bases 1 to 564 code for a protein of 187 amino acids. Gene Ontology annotation, molecular function: acyltransferase activity, transferring groups other than amino-acyl groups. The record is from RefSeq and is a predicted model, not a curated record. NCBI's taxonomy places the organism in Eukaryota, Fungi, Ascomycota, Eurotiomycetes, Eurotiales, Aspergillaceae.